This is a messenger RNA of Esox lucius (northern pike), 531 nucleotides long. RefSeq names its product stonustoxin subunit beta-like. The transcript is spliced from 2 exons. Gene Ontology annotation, molecular function: protein binding. The record is from RefSeq and is a predicted model, not a curated record. Lineage: Eukaryota; Metazoa; Chordata; Actinopteri; Esociformes; Esocidae. The coding region runs from base 1 to 531 and encodes 176 amino acids.
AUGAGUAAUCAGGCAUUGACAUUGGAUCCCAAUACAACACAUCAGUACCUGUGUCUGUCUGAGGGGAACAGAAAGGUGACAUGGAGUGAUGAGGACCAGUCCUAUCCUAACCAUCCUGACAGAUUUACCUCCCAUUACCAGGUGUUGUGUAGAGAGGGUCUGUCUGGAGUCUGUUACUGGGAGGUAGAGUGGAGUGGGGAAGGGGUUGGUGUAUCUGUCUCAUAUAGAGGAAUCAGCAGGAAAGGAAGAGGGUUGAAAUGCUUAUUUGGGUCUAAUGAUCAGUCCUGGAGGUUAUACUGCUCUACAUCCAGUUGCUAUUUCUACCACGAUAAAGACAGGACUGAUAUCCCUGUCCCAACCUCCUCCAGAAUAGGAGUGUAUCUGGACCACAGGGCAGGAACUCUGUUCUUCUACAGUGUCUCUGACACAAUGACCCUCCUCCACAGAGUUCAGACCACAUUCGCUCAGCCACUCUAUCCUGGGUUCUUUGUUGAUACAGGAUCUGUGAAGAUACUAACACCAAUUCAGUGA